AUGAAUACUAACUAUAUCGAUAAUAAAGAUAAAUUCUUAGGUCAAUCUGAUUUGAACGUUGAAGAAUUAGAUAUCAAUGAUGUCCCAUUAAAGAUACAGACUGUGGCAAUAGAUGAUGAAUUAGUUGUUACUGCUGUUGAUGUUGCUAGUGAUGCUGCUACUACUACUCCUUUACCAUUACCUUUAUUGAUCUUGAAUAAAAAUCCUCAUUAUUUGUUACAUGAUUUCAAACAAUUCAUCAAUGAAUCUAAAUCAUCAAUUCAAUUGCAAUUUUGGGAAAUUCAUGAUAAAUAUUCACCACAACAAUUGAAAUCAAUUGAAGAACAAUUUUUAGAAUUUUAUAAAUCUGAACAAGUUUCUAAUUUCCUAGAUAAAUAUGAAAAACCUUUAAAUAAUUUAUUCAUUGGUUUAACAAUUAUAAUCAUAUUACAAAUCUUCAAAUUUUUCUUCAACCAAUUCACCAAAAAACCUUCUAAAACAAUAAUCCCAAAAGAAGCACUGACUGAAAAGGCAACAAAAGAUGCAUUAGCUGGGUUUAAAGAUUAUAAUUUAGAAACAAUUCCAAUUUGUAUUGGGAAAGGUGAUGAAGAAGAAUUACAAUUAUUAAAUAGUUAUACUGAAAUUUUACAAAAUUCAAAUGAUGAAGAAAUUUUAACAAAAUAUGGUUAUAAUAUUAAUGAUUUAAUAAAUUCAAGUGAACUAAAUGGAUUGAAUUCUUCAAAUGAUAACUCUAAUUUAUCUGAUAUGUUUGAAUCAACUCCAUUAGAUAUAGAUGAAGCUCCAUUAGAUCAAUCCAUUGAUUCAAACUUAAAUUCAAAUUCAAAUUCAUCAACUGGAAAUUCAUCAAAUCAAAACUCUUCAUCAAAUUCACCACCUGUUAAGAGUGAAGAUUCUUUUGAAAAACAUGAAAAUUUAUUAGAUGAUGAAUUUUCAUUAAGAUUAAUAAAUAAUUCAAUAAAUUUAGAUUCAAAAUCUUCAAAAUCUUCAAUCUUGGAAAAAUUUUCCACUUCACCAUCAAAAAAAUUAGUUUAUAAAAAAUCUACUGCAAUUUUAACAAAUAAUGCAUUCCCAAAAGAAUCUGUUGCUGAUACCACUGUGGGUGAUAUAACUACUGAAACUGUUUAUUCAGAACCUUUCACCAGUGAUGCUGAAACUUCAUUUAAGAAUAGCUUAUGA
Molecule: messenger RNA, 1176 nt
Organism: Hansenula ciferrii
Lineage: Eukaryota; Fungi; Ascomycota; Saccharomycetes; Phaffomycetales; Wickerhamomycetaceae
Exons: 1
Coding region: 1-1176 (391 amino acids)
Source: RefSeq, a predicted model, not a curated record